AAAUUGGAGUUUCUGAUUUCUAGGGCACAAAAUCUUAGAUUCGGUGAAGUCAUUCAUUACUCCAUUGCCAAAGCUUGUAACCGAGCUAUAUACUCCCAUGGCCGACGAAUCUUCUUCUCCGGCCACGGGGGAUCUCAAUUCUCAGAAACCAGAAGCCACUACUCCGAUUCCAAUUCCCAAUCCAAAUCCCAAUCCUUCUCUAACAACACCACCGCCUCAACACCAUUCGCAACCACAAGUAGCUGCUCUGAUUCCGCCUGGUCCGCCUUAUACUCCUCCUUCACAGAUUCCUGGCUCACUUCUCCCCACCAAUCUUCCGCCGCCACCACCAUUCCGUCCCGGUAUGCAGUUCACUCCCGCUGGGAAUUUUCAAAACCCUAGCUCUGGAGUUCCUCCGCCCGGCGUGAAUUCUAUGGCGGUUCCAGGAUCUAUGCCUCAGUAUCAACUGCAGCCUCCGAACCAGCCUGGUAUGAGGCCUUACCAGCCUAUGGCUAAUGGUUAUCCCGGAAUUCAUGGCGUUGCUCCUCCUCCGGGUGGGUUCUUCUAUCUCUUCAGUUUAUAAAGUUUUAUUCUUUUUUUCUGUUUGAUGCACUUUAGGCUAUAGAGUUUGUUUCCGUGGCGUUUUUUUUCGUUCUGUGGAUGUUGAAUGUGAAUAUGUGAUUCAUAAAGUAGUGAAAGGGGAACUAUAUGUCUAUGUAGUUAAUUAGAGUAGAAAGAAGUUUUAUUGAAAGAGGAAUUAGGGAGAUAACUAGAAACAGGGACACCGAUGACCGGGUGUUUUCUCCUACAGCGUCUUGAUUGAGUUCCGUGAGAAUGGUUGCAAGGCAUCAAAUUUUGGGUAGGGACUCACUUCUACGACUCCUUCAUUUUGGUAUGCGCAAAUUCGCUUUUUGUUCUUCUUAUUUCUCUCCUUAAUUGUUUUAGUUAGUGUAACUCCCUUUGAAGAUAACAUUCAUGAAACAUCUUAACUAAACCUCUUACCUAAAGGUUCUUGAAAAUUUUGCCUCAUGUUAUCCAGUUUAUAUGUUAAAUUGAGAAUUACUGUAGUUUUAAGAACUUUAAACUUGAUGGGUUAACCAACUGCCAGCAGCAAGCAUUUCUAGCGACUGAGUGCUCCUUGGUCUUGGUUUUGAGGUAUUGCUAUUCUUUCAAAUUACACCUUCCGUUACAUCUUCCACAUGUUUCUCUUUCCUUUUCCCUUCUGUGGCCAAGCUGCUAAGGGAUGAAAUAAAGCUUUUAUGAUGGGUAGUAAUAGUUUUUCUAAGUUCCAUAUGGGCAUGAUAUGAUGGGCAUUUCAAUAUUACUGAAUCUCAAAUUCAACAUUUAUCAGAUGAUUAUAGAUUCUUACCUAUUUCAAGUUGCCCUAUGAGGUAUGACUACUUAAUGUGGUAAUAAUGACUACGAUACUGGUGCUAUCUUCUCAAUGUGUCCUUCAGGUUCUCUGUUCAGCUGGUGGUAUUUGUACUGCCUCUGGUGUGCAUAUCUAAUUUGCUCUAGUUUGUGGGCUUCUCCGGUAUCCUUCUCCAUAUCCAACAAUGGUUCGUCCUGGGUUCAUUAUGCGCCCGCCUGGUACAAUCGGUGCUGUUCAACUAGCACCACGACCUGCUGUCCCGGGAAUGCCUGGUCUCCGUCCUGUAAUGCCUCCUAUGGUUAGACCAGCUUCUCUUCCUUUUGUAACACCUGCAGAAAAGCCCCAGACCACAAUUUACAUUGGCAAGAUAGCAACCGUGGAAAAUGACUUUAUGAUGUCUAUUCUCGAGUUUUGUGGCCAUGUCAAAAGCUGUUUACGUGCGGAAGAUCCUACCACCAAGAAACCUAAAGGUUUUGGAUUCUAUGAAUUUGAAUCAGCUGAAGGGAUUCUCCGUGCAAUACGCCUACUGACCAAACGCACUAUAGAUGGACAAGAACUUUUGGUGAAUGUUAAUCAAGCAACAAAGGAGUAUUUGCUAAAAUAUGUUGAGAAGAAAAUAGAGACUGCAAAGAAAGCCAAGGAAAGUCAAGCUGUAGGAACUGAAGAGAACCAAGCUGAAGGUCCUGAAAGUGAGCGACGAAAACUUGAGAGUGCUGAAAAUGAGACAGGGAAAGAUGGAGAACCCAAGAGUAAAGAAAACAUCGAUAUUGCGAAUUCUGCGGUCAUAAAUGACGAAGAAAGGGAAGCAGACAGAGAGGCUAUGGAAAAGAUUGAAAGUGCUAUUGAAGAAAGGUUAAAGUCCAACCCUCUGCCUCCACCACCCCCACCACCACCUGCUGAUCGUUCAGGCAUGGAACUUGCUUUCACAUCUAAGGAUGGUGACUCCAACACUGACAUAGCUAGGAGUGAUGCCGCAGCAAAUGAUGUUGAGACUUCUAGAGAACAAAAUAGGCCUGACACAAGCUCUCCUGAUUGGAGUAAGAGAAAUGACCGAAGAAGCAGAGAAAGAGGUGAAAAGGAGCAAGAAAUUGAUAGACUCGAGAGGGAGGCUGAACGAGAACGGACAAGGAAAGAGAGGGAGCUAAGGAGGAAACUUGAGGAUGCAGAGCGUGCUUACCAGACUCGUCUUCGACAAUGGGAACGCAGUGAAAGAGAAAAGGAGAAAGAACGACAGUACGAGAAGGAGAAAGAGAAAGAUAAAGAGCGUAAGAGGAAAAAGGAAAUCCGCUAUGAAGAAGAAGAGGAAGAAGACGAUGAUGAUUCAAGAAGAAGAUGGCAUAGGGCUGCAUUAGAUGAGAGAAGAAGACGACGACUAAGAGAAAAGGAGGAUGACUUAGCUGAUAGAUUGAAAGAAGAAGAAGAGGUUGCUGAGGCGAAGAGAAAUGCCGAGGAGCAAAAGUUGCAGCAACAGCAAUUAGAUGCCUUAAGGAUCCUAUCUGGACAGGCAGCUAUUGGAAGUGAAACGGUUCAGACAUCACCUAUUGAAAAUGAUCAUAAGGCAACUCUCCAAACUGUCGGUGAAUCUGCCAAUGAGCACCAUGCAGCAGAUUUUGAACAAAAUGGUUCUGGUAAUGAAUCCAUGGCUAUUGAUAAUAAUAGUGGAUCAGAGGCACAUGCUCCCUCAAAGAAAUUAGGAUUUGGGCUUGUGGGAUCCGGAAAGCGAACAUCUGUGCCUUCUGUUUUCUAUGAGGAGGAUGAAGACGAAGCGCGUAAGGCUAAAAAGAUGAAACCUUUGGUUCCUAUAGAUUACUCAACCGAGGAACAGGAAGCCGUGGCCCAUGGUGGCUCAGGGAAUACACCACCUCAUUUGGCUUUAGCCGCUGAAUUUGCUAAACGAAUUUCGAGUACUAAUCCCAAGGAAGAGACAAUAGAAACCGAAAAACAAAGGAGCAGACGUUCUCAUGAUAAGUCAAGCCACCGGGACAGGGAAAGGGAAAGGGACAGGGACAGAGUCAGGGACCGAGGUGACGGGCAUAGUGGUCCAACCAAAGACGCUAAAGAGUCUGGAAAAGCAAAGAUACCUGAUACCAAGUUUCUGGAUGCGAAACAAUUGAUAGAUACAAUUCCAAAGACAAAGGAAGACUUAUUUUCGUACGAGAUAAACUGGGCUAUGUAUGACAAGCACCAAGUGCACGAAAGAAUGAGACCAUGGAUCUCAAAGAAAAUUAUGGAGUUUCUCGGAGAAGAGGAAGCCACGCUGGUAGAUUUCAUCGUGUCAAACACUCAACAACACGUGAAGGCGUCUCAGAUGCUCGAGCUGUUGCAAUCAAUUCUAGACGAAGAAGCUGAGAUGUUUGUGCUGAAGAUGUGGAGAAUGCUCAUCUUUGAGAUCAAGCGGGUCGAAGCUGGAGUCCCGGUAAAAUCCAAAGCCUGAAACUUUUCUUUAAAGAUUUUUAUCUUCCUUUGUUGCUUAGUAUCCCAAUUUUUUUCAAGUCUUCUUGUCUUUGGAUUAUAAAAGAAUCGCCAUGUUUAAAUGCAAAAGAAGAGAUUGAAACAAGAAAAUACAAAUUAUACAUUCUAGUUCACAGAAUAAAUGUUUGCACCACUUGA
Molecule: messenger RNA, 3961 nt
Organism: Arabidopsis lyrata subsp. lyrata
Lineage: Eukaryota; Viridiplantae; Streptophyta; Magnoliopsida; Brassicales; Brassicaceae
Product: RNA-binding protein 25
Exons: 7
Coding region: 1536-3785 (749 amino acids)
Biological process (GO): mRNA processing
Molecular function (GO): RNA binding
Source: RefSeq, a predicted model, not a curated record